CUUGUCCCACAAUAAGGGAAGGGGCAAGAUCUAAAGUGAAGAGGAGUGCCCCUUCAUCUGAGCACAUGGCCUACAUGCCUGGAACACCAGGAGGACAAAACCGUUACAAACAAAUAUCUAAGCGGUCCACCUCGGGUGCACGAGGCAACAAGAAGCUAAAUAAAAAGAAGCAAGAAAACAAAGACCUUGAGCCUGUGACAGAGAUGUACAGGGAAAGAGAGAGGGAAGAACAGGGGGAGAGAGAAGACAAAGUCUACCCUGAGAACAAGGAAAGGGUGAUUGAAGAGGACAAGACAACUGAGGCACAGUGGGACAUGGAGGAAGAGGAUGGUGUGAUUGAGACCAAGGAAUACAGUUCAGGUGAUGGUGAUGAGGAGACGGGCAGUGAGGAGAUAGAGGAAGAAUUUGAGCUAGAGAGGGAGAGAGAGAGACAGGAGAUGGAAAAAGAAAGGAUUGAACUGGAACGAGAAAGAGAAGUAGAACUGGAAAAGGAGGAGAGAGCUAGAGAGGGAGACAGAGACAAAAAAUGGAAUGGGAGAGACAGAGAAAAGAUGGAGAGAGCGAGGAUGGGAGAGACAGACGGAGAAGAAGACAUGGGGCCCCAUAUUUCCCACUGUGAUCACCUGAAGGGACCUCCAGGUGAAAAUGGAAAGCCAGGCCCUAAGGAAGCCAAAGGCACUGUCGGAGGUAAGGGGCCUCCAGGUCUCAUGGGUCCUAAAGGCAUAACAGCUAUGAAAGGAGAAAAGGGUGACAAAGGUGUGCCUGGUCACAGAGGAGACAAGGGUAGUCCUCUCUCCAUGCCAGGACCCAGAGGAUAUAAGGGUCUAAAAGGAGAGCCAGUGAGGGUGAACGUGGGCUUCCAGGAUUUGUUGGAGAUGAAGGAGAGAAGGGUGAAGAUGGUCCACCUGGUGCAAAGGGUGAGACAGGAGAGCCUGGUUUACCUGGAGAUACAGGAAUUAAAGGGCUUUUGAGGUUUCCCUGGUCGAAAAGGGAGUCCAGGACUGGAUGGAGAACAGGGUGAUUCUGGGGACCCUGGCAGGCCU
Sinocyclocheilus rhinocerous is the source of this 1043-nucleotide messenger RNA. Its product is annotated as collagen alpha-1(XIX) chain-like. The record is from RefSeq and is a predicted model, not a curated record. The transcript has 13 exons. The coding region runs from base 66 to 971 and encodes 301 amino acids. NCBI's taxonomy places the organism in Eukaryota, Metazoa, Chordata, Actinopteri, Cypriniformes, Cyprinidae.